Messenger RNA from Ochlerotatus camptorhynchus, 3142 nucleotides. RefSeq lists its product as uncharacterized. NCBI's taxonomy places the organism in Eukaryota, Metazoa, Arthropoda, Insecta, Diptera, Culicidae. The transcript is spliced from 5 exons. The record is from RefSeq and is a predicted model, not a curated record. The coding region runs from base 184 to 2466 and encodes 760 amino acids.
GGCUACGUUUUAUUCUGUUUGUUUGUUUUAAAUGUACUUGUAAUUGUAAUUGUAAUUUAUUUAGUUAAACGUAAUCCUGGUGGAUGAACCCAUUAUCGGGAUCCUUUUUCGAGUUGCGAUUCAUAAAAGACAUCAUCGAAAAUAUUGAAUAACGAACAAUAUUUCUCGAGUGAUUGGUUAGUAAUGGCUUCCAGGAAAGUAACGUUCAAACAACCGUCGGCCUCCGUUGAUCAGCUGCACCAGAAAAUAAUCGCCCUUGGGGAAAAUGUUCGCUCCCAUGCAGCAUCCGCCAAGCGGAAAGUCGAAAAGCCGCCAAUGGCGGUGAAGUUUGUCGAGCCGGAGAUUCCAGCACCGCCACCGGUUGUGUCGAAUGAUUUGGCUGAUAACCAGUACGCACAGGAAAUUUUCAUGUGUAAAACCAACAUUCGCGAUAUUGCGAGGGAGAUUGCCGAGCGUAGGGGAUGUGACCAAAGCGAGAAAGUUCUUCGUCCAUUUCGGAAAAAGCUCUACCGACUGUAUGCCAGUGAUCCGAAGACACGCAUCCGGGAACCGUUGGAUAUGGUGCGUUUUGAAAGUCAGUACUACGAGUAUCGGUUCUUUCUGGCGCUGAAUAAGCCUUUGCAUAGCGAAGAGGAGUACCAGGAAUAUAGGGAGCAACUGGAGGCGGCCGGAGUUGCUGAGAGUUGGGUGUCAAUGCGGAAGCACAAUCGGCUGCUGAAGUACGAGGGCAUGAUUGUGAAGAAGUUAAAAAGGAGCUUCAAUAAAUGGAGUCUGAAAUUGGACAAAUUGGACUUUUAUCUGAUGGACUUACACGCGAGACAACCCCGUGCUGCAUCUCCGACGAAGGCUGCAGCGGAGAAAACUACUGAGGACGAUCAGCUACUAGAUAACAUAUUGAAACGCUCCAACGCAAAAAACAUGCUUUCCGAGGCACAAAUCCGGGCCAAGUUUCUUCAGAUUAAACAUAAUUUACUGGCACCGGAAAAAGCUGGAUUUCAAUGGUUGAUUUUUGAUGACGACGAGCUAAAUAAGCGCUUCCAGCUCGGAAUGCAACGAUCGGAAGCUAUAGCGGAAAUUGAAGUGGAUGAAGCCGUUCCACAACAGGAAAGUACCGUGUCCAGUAGUCGACCCAGUAGCGUGUCAUCUGGUGAUUCAGAGAUAGCUCAAAUGAGGUCGGAAAUGGCAAUGACGCAACCGCAAGAAAUAUUCCCAAUGGAACAAUCUCAGUUUGCUGAUACGAACGAAUUGGUGCGUGUGUUAGGGACUGUCGCAGAACCUUCCUUGCCGGAGAUGGGAACACUUGAUGAGCCUCAGAUCGAACCCAUGGAAACCGAAAAUCUCAACCAGGAGUUAUCCCCGAUGAUAACUCCAGCGCAGGUCGACGUUGUAGAAAUAUCCGACUCUCCCGUCAAAGACGAUGGUUUGGUUGAAAUUAAGGAAGAAUUUAUCUUUACUUUGGAUUACAUGAAGAACUUUACCAACAUGGAACAAUUUGUAAUAGACGAGAUCAACCGGCAGUCGUCUCGUGAAGCUAAGCUUUGUAUGCGAAAGUUGGACUUUUAUGUGGAGAAGUAUUAUGAGCUAAAGAAAAACAUGUUCCUUCAGAACGUGCUCCCCAAAGAGCUGAGAAUGUUGACGCGAAAGGAGCGAAGGGAACGACAGGCAAAUGCGGCUGCAUUAGUGUCCGAUAUGAAUCGAUCAAGGGGUUCUUCUACUGCUUCGGACGCAUUAGAACCGCCGACACAAAUGGAAAUUAGUCCACACACGGAAACCCCAUCGGUACCGAGAGUUCCACGGAAAUCCAGAUUGAUCGUCUACGCAGAAGAUGACGAGGAGCAGCCGAAUAAUCCACCCGUUGAAGUUCCGGAAGACACCCUGCCGAUGCCGCAUUCGGAGGAUUUUCUUCCUUCGGUAUAUUCCACGCAACUACCAGGUGAUAGCGGUGUACCACCUCGUCGGCAAGACACACCUUUCCAGUCUCCGGUCAAACCAGUUACUCCUCGAUGCACAUCCGCUUCAUCCUCCAGGGGUCCAACGCCAGCCUUCGCAUCGCACAGUCCGAAUGCAACGGUAAUAGCCAACAGCAAUGACAAAUCUCCUCGGAAAAUACCUUCAAUCAAGCAUGAACUGAACAGCACAUCAUACGAAGGCGAAGUAGAGUUUGUCGAGUUGAGCGACACACCUAUCGUGGUCAAUGACUCAAUGGAUGCAACCAGCGAAAACAUUCCGGAACUGCUCGGACGUCAACCAAGCUGUCUUGCCGCGUUGCCGGAUAAUCUGCGAGGAUUGGUCAACACGCUGUUCCGGGAGAAUCAUGACACGACACUGUCGCAAGGAAGCGGAACUAGCAGUGGCAGCGGCAGCGGUAGAUCGAGGCUUUCACAGGACACGGCCAACGCAUCCGCACCUUCGAUGGGGUUUCACCAAGCAACACCUCUACCGAAAAAUGCACAAAAACCCAGCUAGCAGUUCCUCGAGCAACCAUCAGCAAUCAACCUUCCAUUUUCACGAUCUCUGUCAAACGCUCCCUAUCGGAAAUAACCCCAUCACCGCCGUUUCGAUUAGUUUCCGACCCGUUCCGAACCAGUCAGUUCCCAGAAUCCACUGCCGGAUCAGCCACCCUACGCUUCCUCACCCGGCCGGACAUCUUGGCGGUUGAGUUUUAUCGCAACCCCACUGCCCACCACCAGCGACACCAUUUGGCCGUUACCCUCAAUCACCGGGGAUGCGAUGGCAUCUUCCGACUGACCAUAGCCGAUCACGAGGUACGCAAAUUGCUGAACCUGACCGGGGGAGCACGAGGCUGGCGUGCACUGGUUGGGACGUUGAAUCGAGUCGGACGGUUCCAGUACGAUCGGUUUCGCUGUCCGAAUGCGUUCCAGUUCCACCGGAUGAGUAUCAGCGAGAAAAUUGUGCACCUGUUUUGUAACACGUUUCCGGAUUGUCCUCGAGGGCCCGGGUGGAUGUUGCGCUUCGAUGAUGUUAGGAACUAUUCCGAAGGCGAAGGUGUACGGUUAGAGGAGUUUAACUGUUUUUUGCAUACGGCGACCGUGGAAGUUGACCAAAUUGACCUCAGUGACGGGUUGAAUCCCUAUAUUGUACAAAGAAUGAGAGAGGCGAAACUGAAAAUGAGUCAUCCCAG